AUGGCUUUUAACCCCGAGAAACUGCACGCGCAAGAAAUGGCAUCCCCCCACCUCGCCAAAGAAGAUAGGGAAGUGUCGCUGGAGCUUAUCAAGCGCGACAAACCCAAUUGGCAGAAACACCAAAUGCCAGAGGAGACUGACAAUUGGGAUGGGAUGUAUCAUGAUCUCCGCGACCAGGCUCAAAAAGAUCUCGAGGCCGAUGUGCAAAGGAUGAAGACGGCGAUGGACGGCAUCAACGCCAAACGUGCACUUCUCACUCCCAAGAUCAUCCCAGACAGUGAGAGCAAGCACAUGGCCGGUGCUCAACGUACCUGGAGACAACUCAGAGUUAACUUCCUCCGAAGACGGGACGCUGCCAAAUACAUACAUGGCCCUUUAAAGAAUAGAUGGAUCUUCAAGUCGACAAAGAACAGUUCCGCACUCACAAUGCCGACCAAAUCCCUGCACAAUCGUGCAUCGCAGAUCGAGAGUGCACCUAUUGCCCUAGUUGAGGAGCAUCGACGCCCCGUCCCGCCUUCGACACCAGCGCCACACCCAAAGGCUCCAGCUCCAUCGACGUCGCAAGCUCCCCCUCAGUGCAUCACCAGGCACCCCGGUAUGCUGCCAUCUUCACUCCAGCACCCUAUGCUAGCGCAGACCGGGGCUACCCCCCGCCCCAUCCGUAAGAUAACAAUCGGUGCACGUCGCGCGUCAUCUGGUGCCGGCAGCUCGACCAAUGUCUCCGCUACCAAGAAGCCGGUCACUGCAUCUGCCAAGCCGGGAUUUAAGGGCGACGCUGACCCCCACCAACUUCCCCCGCGCCUACCGUCAAGCCCUCGUCUUCUACUCACCCCGCCCCGACCGCAAAGGCCUCAGCUUCUACUCACCUCGCCCAUUCCCCUUCCCCACGUCCGCUGA
This is a messenger RNA of Penicillium bovifimosum, 897 nucleotides long. RefSeq lists its product as uncharacterized. Gene Ontology annotation, biological process: transcription elongation by RNA polymerase II. The record is from RefSeq and is a predicted model, not a curated record. The transcript has 2 exons. Lineage: Eukaryota; Fungi; Ascomycota; Eurotiomycetes; Eurotiales; Aspergillaceae. The coding region runs from base 1 to 897 and encodes 298 amino acids. Gene Ontology annotation, cellular component: elongin complex; nucleus.